Messenger RNA from Coregonus clupeaformis (lake whitefish), 9596 nucleotides. RefSeq names its product chromodomain-helicase-DNA-binding protein 5-like. Gene Ontology annotation, biological process: negative regulation of transcription by RNA polymerase II; chromatin remodeling. Gene Ontology annotation, molecular function: histone binding; DNA binding; chromatin binding. The transcript has 39 exons. The record is from RefSeq and is a predicted model, not a curated record. NCBI's taxonomy places the organism in Eukaryota, Metazoa, Chordata, Actinopteri, Salmoniformes, Salmonidae. Bases 391 to 6561 code for a protein of 2056 amino acids. Gene Ontology annotation, cellular component: NuRD complex; nucleus; chromatin.
UGCACACAGUGACAUUGCUACUUGCAGCACUGCUCACGACUAGUAAAAGUGGUAACUAGGGGAGCAUGACUUAACUAGUUGUGGUGAAAAUUAUGGGAUGGAUUGUCAUGGCAACAGACCAGACGUCACAAUCUGGGCAUGUGUGUUCCAGUUUUGUCUCUUUCUUAUUUUCAGACUGGAGGACUUGGAUAGAGAAGAGUGGAAAAGGAAAUACAUGUUUUCCAACAAAAACAGGGAAACCAUCAUUCUUGAAAAUAUACAGAUAUACAUUUUAUUUACACAAGACCCAUAUAAUUCUUUUCGGAGAGGCAAUAAGAGGUGAACAGUGGCGUUUUGAGGGUUAACUUUCAGUUAAUUCUCAGGCAAGAGGAUUUUUGGUAUGCGAUAAAGAUGCCUGGGUCGUUAAGCAAUGAAGACGAGGGACAAGAGGACAUGGAUUUUGAAGACGAAAUACCAGAUGAGGAUGAGGAGGGUCAACGUAACACUGCCCCGCUCACACCUCUGGACAGCUUCUUCACUGACAACGUCGCCCUCAAACAACAGAAGAAGAAGAAACCCCAAAAGAUGAAGGAGGGCAAGAUGCCCAAAGUCAAGAAGAGGAAAAAGGAGGGAGGAGGAGGUGGAGGAGUAGGAGGUGGUGGCAGUGACUUGAAGGAUCAGGCCUCAGAGCGGGAGGAUGACCGUCCACUGCAGGGUCCAGAGAUUGGCUCAGAGAGCGAGAGCAGCACCUAUGCCCUAACCACAAAGAAGAAGAAGAAACCUAAGGAGAAGAAAGAGAAGAAACCCAAACGGAAAAAGAGAGAAGAGGAGGAGGAUGACGAAGAUGAUGAUGACGAAGAUGAUGAAAAUAGUAAGGAGCCCAAGUCGUCCAGCCAGCUGAUGCAGGAGUGGGGUCUGGAGGAUGUGCAGUAUGGCUUCACAGAGGAGGACUAUACAACCCUCACCAACUACAAGGCCUUCAGCCAGUUCCUCAGGCCACUUAUUGCCAAGAAGAACCCUAAGAUCCCCAUGUCAAAGAUGAUGACAGUGUUAGGGGCCAAGUGGCGAGAGUUCAGCGCUAACAACCCCUUCAAAGGCACCUCUGCAACUGCUGUGGCUGCCGCGGUGGCUGCUGCCGUGGAAACGGUCACCGUGGCCUCGCCCAUCUCUGUCAAAGAGAUCACCACCCUAUCAAGCUCUCAGCCUGGGCCAAUCAGAAAAGCCAAAACCAAAGAGGGAAAGGGGCCUGGGGUUCGACGGAAAACAAAGACUGUAAAGGAGGUGAAGAAGAAAAGUAAAGGGAAGAAGACCAAAUCAAAGAAGAAAGCAUCCUCGAGUGAGGAGGACUUUGCGCUGGAGGAGUCGGACUUUGAUGAUGUCAGCAUCCACAGUGCCUCUGUGCGCUCUGAUACCUCGGGGAAUUCCAAGAAGAAAGCCCGGAAGGGUCGAAAAAAAAGGAAAAGAGAGGAUGGGGAUGGCUAUGAGACAGACCACCAGGACUACUGUGAGGUGUGCCAGCAGGGAGGGGAGAUCAUCCUGUGUGACACCUGUCCCAAAGCCUACCACCUGGUGUGUCUGGACCCCGAGCUGGAGAAAGCUCCCGAGGGCAAGUGGAGCUGCCCCCACUGUGAGAAAGAGGGCAUCCAGUGGGAGGCCAAAGAUGAUGACGAUGAGGAGGAGGAGGUUGCGGUUGAGGAAGAGGACGACCACCUGGAGUUCUGUAGAGUGUGUAAAGACGGAGGGGAGCUGCUGUGCUGUGACACCUGCCCCUCCUCCUACCAUAUCCACUGCCUCAACCCUCCACUGCCUGAGAUACCCAAUGGGGAGUGGCUGUGCCCACGCUGCAUGUGCCCACCUCUGAAGGGGAAGGUACAGAGGAUUCUCCACUGGACUUGGGGGGACCCCCCCUUACCAGCUGAGGUUCCCCCUGGCCCUGAUGGAGAGACUGUGGACCCGCUGGUCAAGCCCCCCCUGAAGGGCCACCCGGAGAGGGAGCUGUUUGUCAAGUGGGCUGGUCUCUCCUACUGGCACUGCUCCUGGGUCAGCGAACUGCAGUUGGAGCUGUACCAUGCGGUGAUGUACCGUAACUAUCAGCGUAAGAACGACAUGGAUGAGCCCCCUCCGUACGACUACGGCUCUGGGGAGGAGGAGCUGAACAAUGAGAAGAGGAAGAGUAAAGAUCCGCAGUACGCUGCCAUGGAGGAGAGAUUCUACCGCUACGGCAUCAAGCCAGAGUGGAUGGUCAUCCACAGGAUCCUCAACCACAGUUAUGAUAAGGAUGGGGAUGUGCACUACCUGAUAAAGUGGAGAGACCUGCCCUAUGACCAGUGCACCUGGGAGGUGGAUGACUUUGACGUCCCUGAAUAUCACAACGCCAAACACUCCUAUUGGGACCACAGGGAGCAGAUGAUUGGUGACGACCAGCGCCCUUUAGUGGUGAGAAAGGGAAAGAAGGGCAAAGAGGAGGAGAAGAGGAGGGAGAGAGAAAUCCCUCCUAACGCUCCAAUUAUAGAUCCUACCAUCAAGUUUGAACAUCAACCCUGGUACAUCAAUGCCACUGGGGGAACCCUGCACCCGUACCAGCUGGAGGGGUUGAACUGGCUGCGGUUCUCCUGGGCACAGGGCACAGACACUAUCCUGGCAGACGAGAUGGGCCUGGGCAAGACUGUCCAGACCAUCGUGUUCCUCUACUCACUCUACAAGGAGGGUCACUCCAAAGGGCCAUACCUGGUCAGUGCCCCCCUGUCCACCAUCAUCAACUGGGAGAGGGAAUUUGAGAUGUGGGCCCCAGACUUCUACGUGGUGACCUACACUGGGGACAAAGAAAGCCGGGCGGUCAUCAGGGAGAACGAGUUCACCUUUGAGGACAGUGCAGUCAAAACAGGCCGCAAGGUCUUCCGUAUGAAGAAAGACACUGCCAUCAAGUUCCAUGUGUUGCUGACGUCAUAUGAGCUAAUCACCAUCGAUCAGACCAUUCUGGGCUCCAUUAACUGGGCCUGUCUAGUGGUGGAUGAGGCCCACAGACUGAAGAACAACCAGUCAAAGUUUUUCAGAAUCCUCAACGGGUAUAAGAUCUACUAUAAGCUGCUACUGACUGGCACUCCUCUGCAGAACAACCUGGAGGAGCUGUUUCACCUGCUCAACUUCCUCACCCCAGAGAGAUUCAAUAACCUGGAGGGCUUCCUAGAGGAGUUUGCAGACAUCUCCAAGGAGGACCAGAUCAAGAAGCUGCAUGACCUGCUGGGCCCACACAUGCUCAGGAGACUGAAGGCUGACGUCUUCAAGAACAUGCCUUCCAAAACAGAGCUCAUUGUACGAGUGGAGCUCAGCCCCAUGCAGAAGAAGUACUACAAGUUCAUCCUGACACGGAACUUUGAGGCGCUCAACUCCAAGGGCGGGGGCAACCAGGUGUCCCUGCUCAACAUCAUGAUGGAUCUGAAGAAGUGCUGCAACCACCCCUACCUGUUCCCCGUGGCAGCCAUGGAGGCACCAGUGUUACCCAAUGGCUCUUACGAUGGGAACCAGCUGGUGAAGUCCUCAGGCAAACUCACCCUGCUCCAGAAGAUGCUAAAGAAACUCAAAGAUGAAGGACACAGAGUUCUCAUCUUCUCCCAGAUGACUAAGAUGCUGGAUCUGCUUGAGGACUUUCUGGAAUACGAGGGCUACAAAUAUGAACGCAUCGAUGGAGGCAUCACAGGGGGGCUACGACAGGAGGCUAUCGACCGCUUUAACGCACCGGGCGCUCAGCAGUUCUGCUUCCUGCUCUCCACCCGAGCUGGAGGCUUGGGCAUCAACCUGGCCACGGCAGACACCGUCAUCAUCUAUGACUCAGACUGGAACCCUCACAACGAUAUCCAGGCAUUCAGCAGGGCCCACCGUAUAGGUCAGAAUAAGAAGGUGAUGAUCUAUCGCUUCGUGACACGAGCUAGCGUGGAGGAGCGCAUCACCCAGGUGGCCAAGAGGAAGAUGAUGCUGACCCACCUGGUGGUGAGGCCCGGCCUGGGCUCCAAGACCGGCUCUAUGUCCAAACAGGAACUGGACGACAUCCUCAAGUUCGGCACCGAGGAGCUCUUCAAGGACGAGAUGGAGGCAGCCGCUCGGGCCAUGGGUUCCCAUCAAAAACUCUGUAAGAAUAACGGGGACAUAAAGGAUGGAGAUGAAGGUAGUGUAAUCCACUAUGAUGACAAUGCCAUCUCCAAGCUGCUGGACCGUAGCCAGAAUGCUACGGAGGACACUGAGAUCCAGAACAUGAACGAAUACCUCAGCUCCUUCAAGGUGGCCCAGUACGUGGUCAAAGACGAGGACGCAGAGGAGGAGCCCCAGCGGGAGAUCAUUAAGCAGGAGGAGAAUGUGGAUCCAGACUACUGGGAGAAGCUGCUGAGGCACCAUUAUGAGCAGCAACAGGAGGACCUGGCACGCAACCUGGGCAAAGGCAAACGCAUCCGCAAGCAGGUCAACUACAACGACACGUCUCAGGAGGACCAAGAGUGGCAGGAUGAUCUUUCAGACAAUCAUUCCGAGUACUCCGUGGGGUCCGAGGACGAGGACGAAGAUUUCGAGGAGAGGCCGGAAGGUGGGCGCAGGCAUUCUCGCAGGCAGCUGAAGAGUGACAGGGACAAACCUCUGCCACCCCUGCUGGCACGCGUAGGGGGCAACAUCGAGGUGCUGGGGUUCAACGCCCGUCAGCGGAAGGCCUUCCUCAACGCCAUCAUGCGCUGGGGAAUGCCUCCUCAGGACGCCUUCAACUCUCACUGGCUGGUCAGAGACCUGAGAGGGAAGAGUGAGAAAGAGUUCAGGGCCUACGUGUCUCUGUUCAUGAGACAUCUUUGUGAGCCGGGGGCAGACGGGGCGGAGACCUUUGCAGACGGGGUUCCACGAGAAGGGCUGUCCCGCCAGCAUGUCCUCACCAGGAUCGGGGUUAUGUCUCUGGUCAGGAAAAAGGUCCAGGAGUUUGAGCAUGUCAAUGGGAAGUACAGCACUCCAGACCUGAUCCCUAUUGGACUGGAGCUGAAGAAACUGACUGAGAGUCUGUCCUCUGACCCCAACACCCCUGUCCCUGCCAGCCCUGCAGCCACACCCCAGCCUCCUGGAACUCCUGUCCCACCAGAAAAGACGGACUCGAUCUCAGGGCCUGCUGAAGACAAGGAGCCCACAGAACAAGAGUGCAAGAAGCUACCAGAACUGGAGACUCAUGUUAGUACAGAGUCGUUUUCCCAGGUAGAGAAGACGGACAUCGUUCCUGACAGUGAUGAGACAGCGAAGGGCAGCACAGAGUACAAACCAGUCUCCUCAGAGGAGAGUAGUGAAAUGAAAGACACACCCUCCACAUUGAUAGAGCCAUCCAUCAAUCCUAAAGAGCCUCCAUCCAAACAGACAGAGCUGUCGUCCAAUCAAAGCUCACCAAAAGCGGAGCCCUGUCGAGAGACAGAGAAGUCCUUAGAUAAAGGAGACAGUGAUCCUGCCCCAGCCAAACCUGAGGAGAAGGAACUGAAGCCAGUUGUUUCAGACGAGGCCAAGAGCGAGGACUUGCUAGUGCCCGAGGGACGGCUGAAUGGAGAAAAAGAAGCACAGGAGGAGACGGAGGAUGUCAGGAAGGAAUUACUGGAGAAGAAUGGUUUCAAGAUGAGAUUCAUGUUCAACAUCGCCGACGGAGGCUUCACAGAGCUGCACACCCUGUGGCAGAACGAGGAGCGGGCUGCCGUGUCAUCUGGGAAGAUGUAUGAUAUCUGGCACCGUCGCCACGACUACUGGCUACUGGCUGGCAUCGUAACACAUGGCUAUGCCCGCUGGCAGGACAUUCAGAACGACCCACGCUAUGCCAUCCACAAUGAGCCCUUCAAGACUGAGAUGCACAAGGGAAACUACCUUGAGAUGAAGAACAAGUUCCUGGCUCGCCGCUUUAAGCUGUUGGAGCAGGCUCUGGUGAUAGAGGAGCAGUUGAGGAGGGCAGCAUACCUGAAUAUGACCCAGGACCCCAGCCACCCGGCCAUGGCCCUGAACACUCGCUUUGCUGAGGUGGAGUGUCUGGCUGAGUCCCACCAGCACCUGUCCAAGGAGUCUCUGGCCGGGAACAAGCCAGCCAACGCCGUGCUGCACAAAGGUCUGUCAUCUCCCAGUGUGUACACAGCAGCAGGACUAAAACACUGUCUACAAACUCAAGAUCUGGUACUGAACCAGCUGGAGGAGCUGUUAAGUGACAUGAAGGCGGAUGUGACGCGGCUUCCCAACAUGUUGUCCCGGAUCCCCCCAGUGUCUUCUCGUCUGCAGAUGUCUGAGAGGAGCAUCCUCAGCCGCCUCACCAGCCGCGGUAACGAACCUCCGCCACAACAGCCGUUCAGCCAGGGCUCAUUUGCCUGUUCCCAGAUGUACAGCACUGGUUUUGGGGGCAGCUUCCGGGGAACUGCAGGAGAGGCCAUGGUCAACUACAGUCAGAUGCCCCUGGGACCCUACGUCAGUGUGUCCAACGGCCCCCCACCCCCAUCCAGCCACUUGGACAAGAAGUCUUGCGACCCCCUGAGGGACGUCACCACCCCUGACCUCAAGUCAGGCAAGCCCAGCGAUGUUAUCUGUAUUGAAGAUUAGAUCAGCUACUCCAAAACUGAUCUGGUGUCAGCCAAGCCCAGGGAUGUCAACUACUAUAUCAAUGAUUACAGAAUCUCUGCCCCCCCCCCCCUCCUCCUGCUGUCCUACAUGACAUGGCUAACCCACCAGAGAACUCCUAAAGAAGCUCUCCGUCUAUGGAGCAGAGGAUAACCCUAAGAAUAUUACACUGAUGUAUCUGUCUAUCGUAUCAAUUGCACUUCUUUCAAGGAUUCUUCAACAUACUUCAUGCAGUAGCUAUUUGCUUUUAUGACUUAGGUUGGUGGGUCAAGCAGAGGAACUGUCUAUUAGGAUGUGAGAGUCAAACGACCUCAUACGCCCCAACCUCUGCUACCUGACACGUGGAAGGGAAGGGUCGUGUUCCCCUGCUCAGACGUUGCAUGCAUCAACUAAUGGUUGGGGGCCAUGUCAUCGACUGUGCCAUCGGGCACCACAUUGGUAUAACAUAUGAUGUGUUCAGCUGAUACGUAAAAUACCUAUCCAGGGGUUUUAAGAUCUGCCAUUUGUCAGCAAUGGCUGGGCAGAGGAACACGACCAUGGUGAUCUUAUAGGAUGACUGGAACUGCCCUGUCUGAAGGGGAAAGUCUUGGCUACAGGGAGAGCUGGAGAAAGUCAAAGUUCACAUGAUGAUGAGCCGGUGGAGUUGCCAAUGCUCUGGGGCUGCUGUAAUGAGACUCAUAUGUGUCUAUUGAUUCCCUUUAGGCCUGGCUCUGCACCUUCAUUCUGGAUAUUUUCCUCCUGCGUUCAUCAUUGGCCUAUUCAUUGUGCAUCGGGACUGACCUCUGCUGGAGCUUUGUGCUUUAAAUACAUACAAAUAGAAGGAAAAUAGAACUACGAAGGCAUAAGGCUCCCAUCCUAGAAUUAAAGAGAUGAUAAGUGGGUGCUCAUACAGCAGCCAAUUCUCUGGUACAUUUUAGAACAUGUGUUUGUUUUUAUAGUUUCAUGGCAGAGCCUUGAUUUGGAACUUGUAAGAAUAAGAGUGACUUUAAGGAAGUAUAGCUGCACUAUGCCUCAACCCAUAAAGACUGCCAUCUCCCGCCUCUGGAGAAAGGGAUCCUAGUUACAAAGCUGCAUUAGCUACUAAUAUACUAGGGGUUCUCCCUUGUAAUGUACAUAGUUCAAGAGACUGCUGUUUAUUUUGCCUUGCAUAAUCAUUGUGAAUUUAAUGCAUACAUGCAUAACAAUGUAACAGGCUGGAUUAGUGCAAAAAGUGACGAUCAUAUAGAAGUUACAGGACAUAUCUAACUGUGGUACAGUUUGUAACCAUUUGUACAUUUCAGAAGAGACUCAAGACUAUUUCUGCCAAUGGUAUAGUACAUGUAUUUCUUUAACAUUUGAAUGUGAUUAUUGGCUGUUAAGCCAAACCCCGGGGCCAUGACCAGAGUGUGUGCUAUUAACAGAAUCUCCUCCUGUCCAUCAUAUGGUUGUGAUGUGGAGCUAAUUGUGUACUGGACAGAGGGAUUCUGUUGCCUGCUACACAUACAGUUUUACUGUUAUCUCUGAUAGUUCCCCAAAGCCCCUCCUUCCAUUUUGAGAAAUACUAAAACAAAAAAGUGCUUAUGACACUGCGUCCAUCACCUUUUGGCCUAGGUUUCAUGUUUUCCAUGAAAAGUGCUUUAUUGUGUGUUCUUCAUGUUAAAGUAAAGUGUUAUUUCAGUAUUUACUGCUUUAGUGCCACUAAAAGAGGGCUGCUCACUCCAUGUCCUGGAUGGCUAAUGUCCCAGAUUGUAUGCUUGAUAAUCUUAGACUUGGGUGGAAUUGUUUCCAUUAAGAACUGAGGGCAGUGGUUGAAUCAGAUGGCUAAUUUAAUCAUCAAUAGAUUAUAAUCUUCAUAAAUAUUAGCCAAAAGGACCAAGGUUGGACAGCCUUACAGUAAAAGUAUCAAAACGUAUUUUUAUGUUUCUUUUUAUAUAUGGGUUGCUUGGAAGGGAACUGUUUAUGGCAUUACGUGUUGUGAGGACUUAACUGUAUCAGAGCCACAGCAUGGAUUCACUUGACAAUACUGUUUAUUCCAUCUGUCUGAUAAUGUGAUUGUCCAAAGUGAAACUACUGUUUUAUAUGUUUAAUGAGACUUAAUUUGUUCUGAAUUUUCAAGAAUGUGUGUAUUCAAUUUUCUCAUUGCAAUGUUUGCUCUUAUUUUUCUCUCAAAGAGUAGAGGCAUUACCUAUUUGUAUUGCAUUUAAUGACAGGGCUAUAGCACUUACAGUAUGUGGAGGUUUUGAGAAAGGAAUUGUGAAUGGACCGUCCUGAACUGAAGAGAUUCCUGUAUACAGGGUGUGAUUGUAGCUCUGCUCUAUAGGCUUUUUAUAUGAAUCUCCUGAGGUGCUCUGUCCUGCCCCCUGUUGGCUGGAAUGUGUAACUACACAUUGUCUCAGUGGGUUGAUCCCAAAUGGACCCCUAAGCCCUACUGCCUAUGCACCUGUGGAGGUCUGAGAGGAUUUGAACGGUAUAAGCACCAUGGUGAAACUUCCACAUAGCCUAUCAUAGGGCAAGGUGGCGCUAUAACCAUAUUGCUUACACAUGUCAAAUCCUCUAAGAUCUCCCAAGGGCAUAGGGCGUAGGUCUUAGGGCUCCAUUUGGGAUUGGACCACUGUCUUCUCAGACAAAGCACUUCACCUGAAGUUGAGAUAGGAAUUUCAACAAAUAGGGCACAUAUCAGUUCUUAAGCUAUUAUUUUGCACCCAAUUGAGUGACUGUUUAUCAGUUCUGUCCAUGGAGUGUGCAGUCCCAGUGUUUCUCUUCAGCCUGUUACUCAAUUUGUAAGUAAUAUGAGGGUCCCAGUGUGGACUAAAGUGUAGGUUUGGAUGGUUUGGACAAGACCCACACCUUGUAAUUUAUUGGAUUAGUGUCACUGGACAGAAGCAAAUAGCAGUGAUAUGUAAAUACUAAGAUUUCCAGUGUUUUGUCUCUCUCAUACUCUUAUCGAUCAUGUACCUAACUAUACUGAAAAAAAUAUAAACGCAACAUGCAACAAUUUCAAAGAUUUUACUGAGUUACAGUUCGUAUAAGGAAAUCAG